Messenger RNA from Hirsutella rhossiliensis, 822 nucleotides. RefSeq names its product thiopurine s-methyltransferase (TPMT) domain-containing protein. The record is from RefSeq and is a predicted model, not a curated record. The coding region runs from base 1 to 822 and encodes 273 amino acids. NCBI's taxonomy places the organism in Eukaryota, Fungi, Ascomycota, Sordariomycetes, Hypocreales, Ophiocordycipitaceae. The transcript is spliced from 4 exons. Gene Ontology annotation, molecular function: S-adenosylmethionine-dependent methyltransferase activity.
AUGACGGAAUCCUGCAACGAACCUACUGGCCGUCUGGUCUCGCACUUCGCCGGCAGAUCCCACGCAGGCCACACUCGGGGCUGGUCGGAGCUGUGGGAGUCCGAUCAAAGUGGCUUUUGGGACCGCGGAAAGCCGUCUCCCGCACUCAUUGACUUUGUUGAGUCGCGGCCCGAGGUGUUGCAUCCGCCCCCAGAAGAGAGACGCUUGCGAGCGCUUGUCCCAGGCUGUGGCAAAGGCUAUGACGUUGCCAUGCUGGCGCUUCAUGGAUUUGACGUCUACGGCCUCGAAGUUUCCGAAAAGGGGGCUCAAGUGGCGAGGAGUUAUGUGGCAUCUGAGCUCGUCCAGCCUAAUGAACUCAACUAUGCCAACAGAGACGAAUGGCUUUCUACACCGCGGGGUGCACCGGAGAUAAUUACGGGCGACUUCUUUAAGCGAGACUGGCAGUGGCAAGUUACUUGCACUGAGGACGGCGUCACCGGAUUUGAUCUCAUUUACGAUUACACUUUUCUCUGCGCCAUUCUCCCAGGGAUGCGCAAGAACUGGGCUCGGCGCAUGGGCGAGCUGCUGGCGCCUGGAGGCGUUCUGAUAUGUCUCGAGUUUCCUCUUUACAAGGACCUCAACGCCCCAGGGCCCCCCUGGGGGCUUCGUGGCGUGCAUUGGAACCUCUUGGCUCAAGGAGAAGAUGGUAUUCUUGACGGACCUGUGGGCGAGGCCGGUCCUACCAAUGGGCGCUUUGACAGGGUUCUUUACUUGAAACCUCCUCGAUCUUACGAGAAUGGAAAGGGGACAGAUAUGCUAAGUGUAUGGGCCCUCAAGUCAUGA